CAUUAGUGGAAGCGAACAUUCGUAGCAUUCAUUGUCACCGAUCAUUGACAAAAGAAGAAAAAGAAGCCGUACGACAACUUAAGGAAUCUUUAGAUUUGGCGGCUAUAGACUCAAAGGGCACAGACAGGCUGCUGGUACUUUUUUUUUAGCUAACUAAAGUCCAACUUCCUUUGCCGAAAGAGGAUGAAACGGAUCAGCCGAUUCAACUUAGCAUUACCCGACUCGUAACUUCAAGCACAACCAUCCAUCUCAAUCCAAAAUCUCCGAUCGUCUGUGAUCCAAACCCAAACUCUCCUCCGGUUUUGGAUAUAUAGACAGUGCCUGCUCUCAAACCAACCAAGACAGCAGCAAGUUCCUAUCGAGAACAAGACGACAGAUCAAUAUGACCAAUUUCUAUAAUAUCUCAGGUGAAUACGUGAAAAAGUGUUGCUUAGCUCAGUGAAAUGGAAUAAGGAAGAGAAAGUGUAGUGUGAUAAGGGAAGAUGCAAGUCAAUUUUGAGGUUUUCAAGCAAGGGCUGAGAUAGAUAUACAAACCAGAAGAAUUCACAUCAGAACCCUUUCCUGCUUCCCCUUUUUACCCAUCGGACUCGACUCACAUUUUGAUCUCCUACGCUUGCUUUCACAGUCCCCCUACGAGCAGCCCGGAAUCAAUGAAGGAGUUCAUUCAGCACCGAGCCGAGCGAGCGUAGAUUCAAUAUGUUGAUUGUACCGAACGAAGGAUUUGCCUUAUCACGAAAGCCACAUUCGUUUCGUUUGAGGAAGUCACACGUCCUGUUCCCUAUAAAUAAGGAGAUUCAUUCUUUUUUUUCAGAAAUCCCCUCUUCUUCCUCCUCAAGCCCCUAUCACAAGACCAAGCGGAUCUCAUCCUGCAGAAGACUCAGAGCGGAUCUAUCUAAUGGCAUGGCUGGCUGUCGGAUGUGAUCUAUUCUCGUGUCACAUCGCUUUCUUUCUUCUCCCUCCAUUUUAUUCACUACUACCGCUUCUACACAUAAAUCAAAGAAGCAUUGUGGAAUAGUGGCAUUUCGUUAAUGGCUAAAAUGUUCUUAGUGAAAGGGUUGCCGCAAAACCGGCAAACUCAGAGCGGUCUCUGAAAGUGAAUAGGAGCAUAGCGGCAUCAUCCAAGCCAAACACGUCUCCUCAGUCAAGGGUCUUCUCGCGCAAAUAAGAUCAAAAACAUAACAACUGAUUUCGCUUAAUGCAUGUCACCCGCCCGCUCUCAAUACAGCAAGUGACUCUCUCUCACAAGACAGAGAAAGAUUACCGAUUCAUCCAAUCCAAUUUGAUCAGAAGUGAGUUCAUUGUUGUUGUAUAGCGAAACCUUUCCUUGACAAAACCAUUCUCAGCUAAUAGAAGCCGAGCUAUCUAUCCAGAUCAGGGUUGAACGAAGCGAAUGGAAAAGCCAAAGAAAACUUAAAUCCAUUGCGAUUAGAAACCAGUGACUCUACAGCCAGGGCUCAAUGGCGAUGUAAGAUAGAAAGAAUGGGGAGUUAGGGCUUCGGUUUCCUCUGUAGCCAGUUUCAAUUCCAAAUCAUUUGCCGACAUGCGGACUCACUUCUCUUUUAUGGGAUGACUUUUAUUAUCCAAGUUGUCUAUUUACGUGGGUGAAUCAAGUACAACAAGUCAGGUCAGAGCUUGUGGUAGAAGAUUGGGCUCUGCUACGCAGAUCCACUCAACUAGGAAAGAAGUACGCAUUGCUGACUGACUGUUUGAACGAUCCUAGUUACUAGUAGCUAAUCAAGUCAGAGUAGGGUGGCCGAGAAGCUUCUUGCCGGUGCCCCCAAAAGCAAAGCACAGACUCUACUCACCCACGCGUUUUCCACCUACGGAGGGAGAAAUCAUUGAAAUAUCCUCAUCCCCUGAAAGGGAACCCGAAAACAGGACGAGAGUGGAUAGGGUGACUAAGGAGGCCGUAAAAAUUAGUAGUGCAUUUUUGAAAGAUAAGAUUACAAAAAGGCGAGAGCAGCAUAAUUGUUAGUUAGGGGUAAGAGGGGACGGGCCCGUAUAGAAAGUCAAUCCUUCUUUUUCCGAUAUGCCGCUCCGCAAGCAAGGAGUGCCACGCACGAGCGGAGCGAAAACUAAGCAAGGGGAAUUCCGUCAUUCCAUGGAAAGCAUGCGAAAUCCUUUGAUUGUUUAUAGAAUCAAAAUAACUAUAUAGUCUUUCUUGUUCCACUUGCAAGGCAAGGAAAAUAAAAUGUCAGUUUCGUUAUUACAACCUUAUUUUUUUAUGUCAAAGACAAAAAGCUACGCGCAAAUUCUCAUUGGAUCUCGGUUGUUCUUAACAGCGAUGGCUAUUCAUUUAAGUCUUCGGGUAGCACCACCAGAUCUUCAACAAGGUGGAAAUUCUCGUAUUUCGUAUGUACAUGUUCCUGCGGCUCGGAUGAGUAUAGUUAUUUAUAUCGCGACAGCUAUAAACAGUUCCUUGUUCCCAUUAACAAAACAUCCCCUUUUUCUUCGCUCUUCCGGAACCGGUACAGAAAUUGGUGCUUUUUCUACUUUGUUUACGUUAGUGACUGGGGGGUUUCGGGGAAGGCCUAUGUGGGGUACCUUUCGGGUGUGGGAUGCUCGUUUAACUUCUGUAUUCAUCUUGUUCCUUAUUUACCCGGGUGCACUGCGUUUUCAAAAGCUUCCUGUCGAACCGGCUCCUAUUUCAAUCCGUGUUGGACCGAUCGAUAUACCAAUAAUAAAGUCUCCAGUCAACUGGUGGAAUACAUCGCAUCAACCUGGGAGCAUUAGCCGAUCUGGUACAUCAAUACAUGUUCCUAUGCCCAUUCCAAUCUUGUCUAACUUUGCUAACUUCCCCUUCUCUACCCGUAUCUUGUUCGUUCUGGAAACACGUCUUCCUAUUCCAUCUUUUCCCGAAUCUCCCUUAACGGAAGAAAUAGAAGCUCGAGAAGGAAUACCACUAAAAACCUAGUUCGCUCUCAAAUAAAAACCUAGUUCACUCGCUAAAGCAUCCAUGGCUGAAUGGUGAAAGCGCCCACCAACCUAGAAAGGCAAAAUGGGUCAAAAAGUAGGUUCGAUUCCUGCCGGAUGCACUGCCUCUUAAAGACAGAAACAGAGGAGGGAAAGAAGGUAGUAUAGGGAACUUGCUUUUGGAUUCUUAUCGAAAGUGAAUCCCUCUAACACUUCU
Molecule: messenger RNA, 3130 nt
Organism: Triticum aestivum (bread wheat)
Lineage: Eukaryota; Viridiplantae; Streptophyta; Magnoliopsida; Poales; Poaceae
Product: putative cytochrome c biosynthesis ccmC-like mitochondrial protein
Exons: 1
Coding region: 2192-2914 (240 amino acids)
Biological process (GO): heme transport; cytochrome complex assembly
Cellular component (GO): plasma membrane
Molecular function (GO): heme binding; heme transmembrane transporter activity
Source: RefSeq, a predicted model, not a curated record